Molecule: messenger RNA, 660 nt
Organism: Lacerta agilis (Sand lizard)
Lineage: Eukaryota; Metazoa; Chordata; Lepidosauria; Squamata; Lacertidae
Exons: 2
Coding region: 1-660 (219 amino acids)
Source: RefSeq, a predicted model, not a curated record
AUGCCUUCAGUUGCCCGCCUUGCCAGUACUCAAGCGAAAGCACCGGCCCAGGAAGAUUAUGGCUCCCUUCCUGUACGGUUGCUGGGCAGGGUGUCUUGUUUCCAAGUAGGUACCUUUGUCUUGGCUCUCAUUGGCUGCAUUAUGUGCAUCUGCUCCACAGCUGGUGUCCAAUGGAGAAUGUGGCAUGUUGACAACAUCAUGGGAGUCAGUCCGGACUUAGCUGCAGGAACAUUUGUGCUCAUUUCUGUUUCCUGGAAUAUGUUUUCCAUCCUAGCGAAGGAAGGAAUGAAGCUCCCUGUCGUUUUGGGAUUGCCUCUCGUUCCAAAAGAGCAAUGUGUUGGAGCUGCUAUUUAUGUGGGGUUCAUUGCUGCAGGUUCACAGCUCUUAAGCAGAACGCUUGUUCUUGGUGAAAAAUAUUUCUGGAGAUUCAGGGAAAGAGUCACUUCUAUGGAAGAAAUUGUUACUGAUCCUGAAAUUGUGGAAAGUGAGAGCCCAACUCUGAGGCUAAAGUGUAGGGAGGGUGCCUCUACUAUGAAACGUAAGUGUGAAGAUCGAAGGCAUAUGAAAAUAGAGUCUAUGCCAAACUCAUCAUGGAUGUGGCUAGGAACGGCUGCAAUCCUGGAACUGACAAUUUUUAAACGUUGGCAUGUGACAUUGUAA